Molecule: messenger RNA, 1180 nt
Organism: Bombina bombina (fire-bellied toad)
Lineage: Eukaryota; Metazoa; Chordata; Amphibia; Anura; Bombinatoridae
Gene: CAPSL
Product: calcyphosine like
Exons: 6
Coding region: 38-664 (208 amino acids)
Molecular function (GO): calcium ion binding
Source: RefSeq, a predicted model, not a curated record
UACAGGCAGUCGUAAGGAGGAUUCCCCUUCACCUAAAAUGGCUGGCACCGCGAGGCAUGAUCGAGAAAUGGCCAUGCAGGCUAAAAAAAAUCUUUCUAGCUGCAAAGAUCCAGUGGAAAGGUUACGCCUCCAAUGUCUGUCCCGAGGUUCUGCUGGCAUCAAAGGUUUGGGCCGGGUAUUUCGAAUUAUGGAUGAUGAUAACAGCAGAUCCCUUGAUUUUAAAGAAUUUCUAAAAGGAUUGAAUGAUUAUGGGGUCGUAAUUGAAAAAACUGAAGCUCAGGAUAUUUUCUCAGUAUUUGACAAAGACAAAAGUGGAACCAUAGAUUUUGAUGAAUUCCUUGUCACAUUACGGCCACCUAUGUCAAAUGCAAGAAAAGAAAUGAUCAUGCAGGCGUUUAGAAAACUGGACAAAUCAGGAGAUGGUAUUGUAACUAUUGAAGAUUUACGAGGGGUAUACAAUGCAAAGUACCACCCAAAAUAUCAAAAUGGAGAGUGGACUGAAGAUCAGGUUUUUAGGAGCUUUCUUGAUAAUUUUGACUCCCCCUAUGACAAAGAUGGGCAGGUUACUCCGGAAGAAUUUACAAACUACUAUGCAGGUGUCAGCGCUUCAAUUGAUACUGAUGUUUACUUUAUCACCAUGAUGAAAAAUGCCUGGAAACUUUAAGUGUUACAAAAGAUGAAUUCAUGAACUAUUAUGCUGGAGUUAGCGCUUCCAUUGACAGUGAUGUCUACUUUAUACUUAUGAUGAGAAAAGCCUGGAAAUUAUGAAACAGAUAUUUUAGGAUCAUAUUUUAUGUUGUUUUGCCCGUUUGAAUAAUGGAUCAUAUCUGAAGACGUGAUAUUUCUGGUUAAGAAUAUAAAUCACACAACAUUAGAAACCUAUCUUUGAAACGAUGCUCUAAUUUACAUUUGCACUAAUUAGAGCAUGCCUACCUGAAUAUUCCAGUUUUCAUUUGCAAUUCUGGACACUUUUUAAAGUGGCGCCAAUUUAACGCUGAAAAAAUCCCCACCACCAUUUAAAAUAUUUUAUGAGGAACAGAAAAAUGCAAAUAUCUAUUAAUCAAAACUAAUGUAUAAUUAUGAUAGAGCUUCAAAGUUGUGAUAUUGUUUUGUCUCUGCUCAGAUGAUUGUGAUAUGAUGCAUUUAAUUUAUCUUUUUAUAUUAAAAUUGUCUUGAUAUA